UAUAAAAAGGAGGCAGUCGACAAGAAAACGCUUGACACUCCGAGAAUCCUCACUCACAAGUCACUUCUUUCCGCCUCCCGAGGUUGGUUUUGCUAACUUACGCUGCCUCCCCUCAACCUUCUCUAUGUAGUGCUACACUACGCACCCCGCCUUCAACAACCUCCCAAACCCCCCUCUAUGUGCUUACACAUAUAUAUACACAAUACACUUAUCUAUAUCUAUCAUUUUCCUAAAUUAACUUAGGGCUUCCAUUACUCACAUAUUGAAUUAAUCCACUACAUGAUUGAAUUGGAUUUAUCAAAAUUAUUAUAUCGAUGGAUCCGCCAGUGAUGAUGAAUUCAGGUGGUUAUAGGUCAGCAGCAGGAGGAGGAGGUAAUUCAGGAAGCUCAUUAUGUAAUUUAACCGAGAUCUGGCCUUUUCCUAUUAAUUUAAGCGGUGGCGGUGGCGGUGGUAAUGGCAAUACGACGUCGUUUAGUGUUAGCCAGUUAGGUGUUGAUACUAGUGGCGGCGGCGCCGCCUUUGUUAAUGAUGAGGAUAAUGAGGAUGAUCCUAUGUUUGUUGAUCAAAGAAAUAUUAAUAUUAAUAAAAAAAGACGUGAUGAUGAUGAUUCUUCUAAAGCUGUUUCUACUAGCAGCAAUGGCAUGCUUGACAGUGACGGUAAACGUUUGAAGGGGCUGGCGUUAGAAAAUGACAACCCGGAAUCUAAACCGGAAAUUGAAAGAAGUUCUGGGAAGAAAGCGGAAAACAGUGGAAAAGCAGCUGAGCCACCUAAACAAGAUUACAUUCAUGUUCGAGCACGAAGAGGUCAAGCUACUGAUAGUCACAGUCUAGCGGAAAGGGCUAGAAGAGAGAAAAUAAGUGAAAGGAUGAAAAUUCUGCAAGAUUUGGUCCCUGGAUGUAAUAAGGUCAUUGGCAAAGCACUGGUCCUUGAUGAGAUAAUUAAUUAUAUACAAUCACUACAACAACAGGUCGAGUUCUUAUCGAUGAAGCUUGAAGCUGUUACGUCUAGAUCACAGCCAAGCCCCCAAGGAUUUCCUUCAAAAGAUUUUGGUCAACAACCAUUUGACAUGGCUGGGGUUUCAUAUGGAUCACAACCCACACGUGAGUUCAGCAGAGGAUCAUCACCAGAAUGGUUGCACAUGCAAAUUGGUGGCAGCUUUGAAAGAACAUCAUGAGAUUUUACCAUUAUCCGUAAUCAAAUGGUAAUAAAGAUGCCAUGAAAUGGACAAAGCUUGAUUCUACAUGGAGCUAAUGAUUGAGAUACUACUAAAAAAAAUAUAUGCUAUACAGUCAUGAAACUAUAUCUAUCUCCAUAUGUUUGUGUCAGAAGAUGAAGAAACGUCAUAUGCAUGUAUGCAAUACUCUUACUCAUACACCUCGUAGAGUCGUCUAUGUCCUUUUACUUGCAUACAAUAUGUGAUGAAAUUGUUUGUCCUCUGUUUUCUAGAGAAGAAGCAUAAUUUGUAUCGAAAGAACUCUCAUGUACCAAGACUAAAAAGAAUCGUCUAAAUAAAGUUCAAUCGAUUAUACUCCUAAAA
Molecule: messenger RNA, 1538 nt
Organism: Erigeron canadensis
Lineage: Eukaryota; Viridiplantae; Streptophyta; Magnoliopsida; Asterales; Asteraceae
Product: transcription factor BHLH089-like
Exons: 6
Coding region: 315-1175 (286 amino acids)
Biological process (GO): regulation of DNA-templated transcription
Cellular component (GO): nucleus
Molecular function (GO): protein dimerization activity; DNA-binding transcription factor activity
Source: RefSeq, a predicted model, not a curated record